Messenger RNA from Anopheles marshallii, 1638 nucleotides. RefSeq names its product histidine--tRNA ligase, cytoplasmic (gene HisRS). Gene Ontology annotation, biological process: histidyl-tRNA aminoacylation; mitochondrial translation. The coding region runs from base 4 to 1638 and encodes 544 amino acids. Gene Ontology annotation, cellular component: cytoplasm; mitochondrion. The record is from RefSeq and is a predicted model, not a curated record. The transcript is spliced from 3 exons. Lineage: Eukaryota; Metazoa; Arthropoda; Insecta; Diptera; Culicidae. Gene Ontology annotation, molecular function: ATP binding; histidine-tRNA ligase activity.
ACAAUGAUACUACGACAAUUACGGUUCAGCUUCGUGCAGCUGGGAGUUACGGGUAGUUUUCGGAUUCUUCGUCAGUUUUCCAACGCCAGGAGUUCCACGUUUGUGGCCAGCACGAUACAAACGAACCGUACAGAAGAAGAAAAGGCCCAGCAUCGUCUCGCACAGAUCAACGAAGAGGUACAAAAGCUGUUAGCACUCAAAGAACAGCUGAAGCAAUGCACUGUGGAAGAUGGGGGAGAUUCAGCAGUACCGAAGUCUCCGGGUGGAAAUGAAUCGUCCCCUGCCAACCGGAACCUCUCACUGAAAACACCGAAAGGUACCCGGGACUAUGGUCCGGAAGCAAUGGCACUCAGGCAGCGGGUACUCGAUCAGGUGGUUCGUGUGUUUCGCAAACAUGGUGCAGAAACCAUCGAUACGCCCGUGUUCGAACUGAAGGAGGUGCUCACCGGCAAGUACGGUGAGGACUCGAAGCUGAUCUACGACUUGAAGGAUCAGGGCGGUGAGAUAUUGGCCUUGCGGUACGAUCUCACCGUCCCGUUUGCCCGGUACGUCGGUAUGGGCAACGUGUUUAACAUCAAGCGCUACCACAUCGCGAAGGUGUACCGGCGGGACAAUCCGCAGAUAACGCGCGGCCGUUACCGGGAGUUCUACCAGUGCGAUUUCGACAUAGCCGGCACGUAUGACCCGAUGCUGCCGGAUGCGGAGUGCGUGAAGGUGGUGAGCGAAAUUCUGUCCGAGGUGGGCGUCGGGGAGUUUGUGGUAAAGCUAAACCACCGGAAGCUGCUCGACGGUAUGUUUGAGGCGUGCGGUGUACCGGCAGAGAAGUUCCGCACCGCCUGCUCGUCAGUCGACAAGCUGGACAAAACGCCCUGGGACGAGGUGAAGCGCGAGAUGAUUGAGGAGAAGGGUCUGACGGAGGAGACGGUCGAUCGGAUCGGAGAGUACGUCACGUUGCACGGUGGUCCGGAGCUGGUCGAUCGGCUGGCGGAGGAUGAAAAGCUGAAGAAGAUCCCGAGCGCAAUGGAAGGUCUGGAGGAUAUGCGGCUGUUACUGCAGUACUGUGACAUCUUCCAGGUGGCGGACAGGGUCUCGUUUGAUCUCAGCCUGGCCCGAGGGCUCGAUUACUAUACCGGUGUAAUAUAUGAGGCGGUACUGCUCGGUAGCGGUGGUAACGAUGAGGAAAUAACAGUCGGUUCGGUGGCCGGUGGCGGCCGAUACGAUAACUUGGUGGGCAUGUUUAACCCGAAGAGAAAGCAGGUCCCGUGUGUCGGAGUGUCGAUCGGUGUGGAGCGUCUGUUCUCCAUCAUGGAAUCACGGUCCGCCGCCAAAACGCGCACCAACGAGACGCAGGUGUAUGUAAUUUCUGCCCACAAAGGACUGCACUUGAAGCGACUAGAAAUUCUUAACAAACUUUGGGCUGCAGGUAUUAAGGCGGAACAUCCGUACAAGCUAAACCCGAAACUGCUUGCCCAGCUGCAGCACUGCGAAGAGUACCAAAUCCCGUACGCGAUCGUGCUCGGUGAUGGUGAACUGUCCCGUGGUGUAGUAAAGCUACGAGAAAUUGCCACCCGCAAAGAAGAGGAACUUUCUCUGGAGAAGUUCAUCGACGAGAUUAAAGCUCGACUAACCGCAUCUUAA